AUGGACUCCAGCGAUGGCGACGGGUCCGACUUGGGCGAUAUCCCCACGCGUCCGAUGAGAAUUAAGGUCAUCUACACAUUCGACGCCGAGAACAAGAUAACGUGUCUCGCACGCUUCAAUGGAAUACACAACAUACCCGCGGUGGCCAUCGACGAGCAGAUGCAAGUUGGUGUCAUCGAGCUUCAGCAGUGUUUGGAGACAAUCACAUCCGCGUCUCCGGAGAUACUCUCCCAACUCGAAAGCGGCGACUUUACAGUCUACUCUACCGAUUACAGUGAGCAAGAUGCUCUUCUUGUCGGUCAAGGUCGACUGUCUUCGCUGCUUGCUGCGUCUUCCGGGAUGGGAACUCCAAGUAUGCAGAACAAGACGAUGAUUACUGGACGCGUGUUGAAGAACUCGGCCCUGUUCAGCAACGGCGUGAAGGAGACACUCGAGGUGAAAUUCAAGCUCACGCCGCUGUCGAGACCAGCAAUACACGAUUCUGCCAAACAAACGGACGCCAUUCGAAGCAAUAGUCCUACAGCAUCUGCUGGGUUCGAUCCAAACGCCUGGAACUCCUCAGUGGCACAGAACCAGCUGCCGCCUGACUAUUUCAACUUCGGUGGUAUGCUGGGCCAAGGUGGCGACAAUGGCGACGGGAUGUUGGAGGAUAUGUUCGGGAUGGGUACGGGAGUCGGUGGAAGUGAAAGCGGAGUCCAGCAAAUGGGUGGCGCGGGAGUUGCAGAGACCCCGACAGACUCAGCUUUCGCGUACAACCCCGCCUUUCAGACUCAUUCUCACAGCGCACCAGGCAGCAGAGCUGGAAGCCCGAUGGUGCACUCCCAUUCAGGCCUUCGAAACGAGCAAUUACGUCACAUGAGCUUCUCAGGAAACGCAACAAAUAUGGCGGACCUCUCUCGGCCCGAUUCCCGUGGAAGUGUCCGAAGUGAAUACACUCCUUCGUACCCGCAACAGACCUACCCGAAUCAACACCAAAGUCAACCACAAGAACAACGACAAGUACAAUAUCAACAGCAACAGUCGGACGCCUACAACGAAGAUGGACAAGCUCGCAAACGUGCCAAGGUCGUUCAAGCAGAUUGGCGUGGGAGAUCUUCUUUCGGAUCGAAGUCUGGCGAUCUUCGUGUCACUGCUGCGACAGCAUCGUCAAUGCAUAUGCACCGUCCCAUUGCGAAGCGACCGACCGCUCCUGGCAGUAACUUAGAACCCCCUCCUCGUGUGCCGACUCCCGUCCCACAGCGCACCCUUCUGCCUCAUCAAAAAUCGCGACAAGCCCGUGGACCUCGAAGCAUGCUUCGGCAGUCAUCAAUUGCCGACUCGGACUUCAUGUCCGACGCCGAUGUAAUCUCAGAUGCUGUAACGUCGCCAGAAGGAAGCUCUCCAGGAAACAGCAUCGAAGGGACGCCAAUGGACAUACCCUCGUCGCCGCCACUCGUCCCCGGCUUCAACCAGCAGCAGCCCAGUAGUCCCGGACUGCCGACACUGGCCCACUCGAAGAUGCCAGAUAGUGGGUACAUGAGUGGUUCAUUCAACAGUGGCACAGUGAUGGAGAGCUUGGAGGAUGAUGAAAAUCGCAGUCCAGAUGGAGAAGGCAUGGAUGCAGCGGCGCGAUAUCGCUCACGGCACAGUCAGCAGCCCUUUGUUAAGGUCGAAGGCGCAGAAAUUGACACGGCGCCAAUGAGCGAUAUCCGCACUGAAAGCACAGGGCCAAACACUCUCCAAGCUCCGCGAAGAGUUGCCACAUCGACCACAUCGCCAACAUUCGAACAGGCGCACGACACUGGCUCUCGUAGAGGGUCCCUGGCUUUGCCCCCCAAGCCGGUCGCUCAUGCUUCGUCGCAAUCCGGCAACGCAGCACUGAAGCAGAAACGGAAACCGCUUCAGCGCUCGCGAACGACGUAUAACGACUCAGAGGCCGGAUCUCCAGCUCCAAGCGAUACCGAAGGACGACCGCGUGGUCAAGCUCGAUCAGGGUCCGCUGCUCCACGUCGCAAGAUCAUUGAGCAGCGUCUGCAGGAAUCAAUUGCCAACGGCGAGAUGCCGCAGUUUUGCACCCAUUGCGGUGCCAUUGAGACUCCCACGUGGCGGAAGAUCUACGUCAACAAAGGCGAGGGUAAGCCUUCGCCGCUUGACUACGUCGAGGGCGAAGGCGAGACCAUUGGUGUCGAGAUCACAGAGACCGAUGAGACCACGAACGCGCCGCUGAAAUAUGUCAUCCGCAAAUGCAUGAAGAAGACGAAGCUUUUCUCGCCUGGCCAAGGCUUCGAGGAGACGAUCGUAUGCAAUCCCUGCGGUCUAUGGUUCACAAAGACGCGGAAGAUGCGCCCAGCAGACAAGUGGCACAGGAAGUCGAAUUCUAGAAAGUCGAGGAAAGCGAAGGGUGAUGAGAGCCUACUCACUGAUGGUGUGGAGCCACAGUCGGAUGCGUUCUUCACCGAUCAAGUGACACUGGAGGAUGAUGCGGAGGAUGGUGAAGCUGCGGAAGAAGCAUCUGCAGAUUCGUCAGAACCUCCAGCCGAUCAACCCGCUCGCAGAAACCGACCGAGGGCUAAUAGUAUGCAGUCUCAGGUUCGGCGUGCAUCGGGCGAUGAUGGAGGGAAUGGAAGAAUACGACGUGACGCCGCCAUGAUGCGUGCAACUCAGUCUAGUCCUGUCAGACUGCGAGGUUCUCAGGCAUCUCCGAUUGAGCUGGAGGAGACACCGGUGAAGCCAACCAGACGACUGCUCUUCCCAUCCCCUCGUCGCGACGGCGAGGAGAAGUCUCUCGAUGACGGCAAAUCGGCAGCUCGCAAGUCGAACUCGAUUUCGCCUCCGCUGCCGAGUGAGAAAACCGCAAAAGCCGCGCCCAAGUCUGUCACUAUCGCUGAGCAAGCCGACAUCAACGUGUUUGAAGUCUUCACGAAUGACCAAGAAAACAUGCCACCACCUCUCGACAACGACGAGAAUUACGAUCACCUUUUCGACGGUUCUCCGGGCACCAUCUUCAAAUCACCCUUCCUUCGCAGAACUCCCAGCAAGCAGACUCCAACCUCGCAGAAGGUAAAGCUCUUCGACGACCUUCUCAAGACGCCCACGCAAUCCACUCGCAAACGCAAGGCUUUAACCGAAGAUCCGAACUGUGCCAACAACCCUGAUUUUGACGCCACCCUCAUCUCACCGAGCGCCUCCCGCUACUUCCUACGGUCCACUCCCAGCCGCGUCGAGCGUACUCCUGGAGGUCGUAGCGUCAGUGGUGGAAGUCAGCGUGCUCCUGUGGAGAUGUCACCGUUCUCACGCCAUCUGUCGCAGAUGCUGGGUGACGCGACCGGCACGAGCGAGCCGGCUUUCACGAGUCCAAGCCAGCAGCAAUUUGACUUCAGCGACCUGCCGACUUUCGAUCACGUUGAUCUGGACAUGGAUUGGAAGGGCAUGAGUGAGAUUCUGAGCAGUGAAUUCGCCACUUACGAGGAGGCGAACAAUGCUGCUGGUGGCGCUUGA
This is a messenger RNA of Zymoseptoria tritici IPO323, 3477 nucleotides long. RefSeq lists its product as uncharacterized. NCBI's taxonomy places the organism in Eukaryota, Fungi, Ascomycota, Dothideomycetes, Mycosphaerellales, Mycosphaerellaceae. The transcript has 2 exons. Gene Ontology annotation, molecular function: zinc ion binding. Gene Ontology annotation, biological process: rDNA heterochromatin formation; regulation of transcription by RNA polymerase II; silent mating-type cassette heterochromatin formation. The coding region runs from base 1 to 3477 and encodes 1158 amino acids. The record is from RefSeq and is a predicted model, not a curated record.